GCCCGUUCUAGACGCGAUGGAUGACGAUGCCGCUCCCGUACCAACUGCUUUGCUUCCAGGCCGUUUUGUUUUUCUACGCGUUGAGGUCUAUCUGGGCUGCUUCUUGUGCUGCACCCCGUUCUGGUCCUCCUCUUUUUUGCUGACCUCGGAGCAGAGGAAGGAAGCGAGGAGCAGAGGGACAGGAGCAUCGAUCGGUGAGGAGGGACAGAAGAAUGGCGGGGCGGUCGCGGUACGACAACCCCUUCGAGGAGGGCGGCGCCGACGAGGUCAACCCUUUCGCGGAUCAAGGCAAAAGAGGUGCAUCAACCACUCAGUCCAGCUAUUCCGGUGGCGCCUUCUACACUACGCAAUCACGCCCUGCUCCUCCGAGCACACGCCUUUCGCCUCUUCCUCCUGAACCUGCUGACUUCUACAAUGACUUUUCGACCCCGGUGGAUAUCCCCAUGGAUACAAACAAGGACAUGAAGACAAGGGAGAGGGACCUUUUGGCCAAGGAGGCUGAGUUAAACAGGCGUGAGAAGGAAAUCAAAAGGAGGGAAGAGGCUGCAGCACGAGCUGGAAUUGUAUUGGAAGAGAAAAAUUGGCCCCCGUUUUUCCCCAUCAUUCAUCAUGAUAUUGGGAACGAGAUACCUGUUCAUUUGCAAAGAACACAGUACGUCGCAUUUGCUUCACUAUUAGGAUUGGUCUUGUGCCUGUUUUGGAACAUCAUCUGUGUUAGUGCAGCCUGGGCAAAAGGGUCAGGUCCUAAGAUAUGGUUUCUUGCAAUCAUAUACUUCAUUCUUGGAUGCCCCGGUGCCUAUUACCUUUGGUACCGGCCACUUUACCGUGCCAUGAGGAAUGAGAGUGCUCUGAAAUUUGGAUGGUUUUUCCUCUUCUACUUGGUUCAUAUCGCCUUCUGCGUGUAUGCAGCUGUUUCUCCUUCAAUUCUCUUUGUGGGAAAGUCGUUGACCGGGAUUUUUCCAGCAAUCAGCUUGAUAGGCAGUAGCGUCAUUGUUGGGAUCCUCUACUUUGUUGGCUUUGGAUUGUUCUGCCUCGAGUCUCUGCUAAGCAUGUGGGUCAUUCAGCGUGUUUACCGGUACUUCCGAGGCAGUGGGAAAGAAGCACAGAUGAAGCGGGAAGCAGCACGCAGCGCGGCGAGGGCAGCAUUUUGAUGAGCCGUACAUAUAAGUACAGCAUGUAUACUGUUCAUAGUGUGAAGUGUUUUUAGAUCAACAGGCGUGUAGAGUAGGGUCGGUGUACUGUAAAUCUUCAGAAUUUCCUUACUUUUCCACUGAGUUUGGAUCCUUUAAGUUCAGAUUGAUCAGUCCUGUCAGUAUGACAGUAUUAGAAUGGAGUAAAAACACACGAACCUAGAUGGUUUGUUGCAUAUGUGCGAUUUUGUUCUCACCUUUUAUCAAUUAUUUCCUCGGAUUUCAGCAAAAAUAAAGUUGUAAAAAUGUUACCUAAAGGAUUCUGAGAAUCCCAUUUGUGUAAAAUUGUUCGGCCUCGCCGCCUCGGGUCAUGAAA
Molecule: messenger RNA, 1506 nt
Organism: Setaria italica (foxtail millet)
Lineage: Eukaryota; Viridiplantae; Streptophyta; Magnoliopsida; Poales; Poaceae
Product: secretory carrier-associated membrane protein 4
Exons: 13
Coding region: 213-1151 (312 amino acids)
Biological process (GO): protein transport
Cellular component (GO): trans-Golgi network membrane; recycling endosome membrane
Source: RefSeq, a predicted model, not a curated record